GAAAAGGGGCGUCCCCACAUCAACACGUACAUGCCCGGUUUGAACGCCCGACGCAUGUGGUCACGCACCGAACUGUAUACUCCUGUUAAUAACAAUGUGAUAAUAGUCAUUUGAAACUGUGUCCGUGUCACCUGCUUCCUCGCCAGCGCGCUGACGGUCGUUUGCGGUCACAGCCGCUGAGUGAAUUUUGAGAGCCUGCUUUGUGGUUUACAUUUCUCAAGCUGCGUCGGGGAGAUGCGGAGUGCCGCUGGUUUUUAUUGCUAAACACACAGACAGAGCCGCACACGCAAGCACAAGCAGUAUCGAGCAACACGCAGCAACACUCGCCAGUACCUACAGCGUGUGCACCAGUACGAAGAGGCGUCCGCUGCUCGAGUCCGCGGACUGUUGUGUUAAUGCUGGUGUUAAGUCGAUUAACAUGUAUUGAUUAUUAUCAUUAUCCUAAGCGGAUGCAGUCUGCACGUUUGCCUGUGCGCCUCCUCGGAGAUUGAUCUGGAGAAAAAGAUUAAGAACCUCGGCGGAAUCGUGCUGCUGAAAGAAAAACACAAGGACGGCCGUGAAAAAGCUUUACAAAUAGAAUAAUACGUAACCGUCUCUCUCUCUCUCUCUCUCUCUCUCUCUCUCUCUCUCUCUCUCUCUCUCAGAAAACAAGGAAGGACGUUGUGGCUUUCAAUUAAAAUCGAAUUCCUAAAAUUGGGUCUGCAGACUGCUACUAUGGAAUUGUAUUUACAAGGACUGCGGCUUUAGGAGGCGUUUCAUUGUGAUUAUCAUUGUUAUUAAUAUUAUUUUGUUUGUUUUCUUUAAUGCACCAAUCGCCACGCAAGUAAAAACGGACGCGGAUAUGGGCUUUGAAAUAUCAAAGAAGGAAUUGCAACAAUAUUAGUAUGAUCUGCAAGAAGCGCGACUUGAACUUUCACAUCAAAGGAAGGUGCAGUGUCCGUCAGUGAGAAAAUGGUGCAAUGCAACACUUGACAACUUAACUUGCAGGACGGCACCCGGAGGGUUAAUGCAUGCAUUCAGCUGUUAUCACUGGACACUCGCUUCCCUGUGAGGCACUGCCAGCAGUCCUGCGUUACGAUUCACCAUGCCAGCCUUCUGGGAGAGGGCUUGUGCACCCCGCGAUGUAAGACAGCGUUGAUGGUGGGCUCCCUUCCGCGAUCAAAGGAACUUUCUUCCACCAUGCAGCUCUGCAGCAGCACCGCCACAGGAGAGACAGCGUUCUCUACUCCUAAGAAGUCCCUCUGGUUGCCUCUCUGUGUCCUGCUUUCCCUGACCUUGCUGGGGCCCGAGGUGGGCGGCUCCACAUUAGACUGCCACCAGACUUGCAUUUGUGCCAGCAACAUUGUGAGCUGCUCCAAGAAGGAGCUGGAGAGCAUCCCCACUGCUCUGCCCAGGUACACGGCCGUGCUGGACCUCAGCUACAACAGUCUGAGCAAGCUGCGGGCUGAGUGGACCCCGGUCAAGCUGGAUAAGCUGCACACCCUCCUCCUGAGCCACAACGGCAUGAGCUUCAUCUCCUCGGAGGCUUUCUCCUUCGUCCCCAGACUGCGCUACCUGGACCUCUCGUCCAACCAGCUGCAAGGCCUGGAGGAGUACCAGUUCACGGAGCUGGAGGAGCUGGAGGUGCUGCUGCUCUACAACAACAGGAUCUCGCAGAUCGACCGCUCCGCCUUCGAGGGUGUCGCCAAGCUGCAGAAGCUCUACCUGAGCCAGAACCAGGUCUCCCGCUUCCCCCUGGAGCUGGUCAAGGAGAAGACCCGACUACCCGAGCUCAGCCUGCUGGACGUCUCCUCCAACCGCGUCAAGAGCCUGCCGGUGCAGGAGCUCAAGCUGCUACCGGCCUGGAUCAAGAAUGGGCUCUACUUCCACAACAACCCCUUCACCUGUGACUGCGAGCUCUACAGCCUGCUGGCGCUGUGGCACAUCCGGAGGCUGAACUCGGCCAUGGACUUCAGGGAUGAGUACAACUGCACCCUGCAGUCGCCCAAGAUCAGCGUGCGCCUCUUCCAGCUCGGGGAGGAGUACAUGAACUGCAGCGCCGUGAAGGAGGCCGAGGUGGAGGCCUACCUGGGCGACAGCCUGACCCUUGAGUGCGACACCCGGAAGAGGGUCAUGACCAAGACCUGGGUGACGGCGAGCAACGAGGUGGCUGCUUCGGUGAGGAGCAACCAGAGCGCCGUGGUCCUGGCCAACGGCAGCCUGCAGAUCCGGGAGCUCCGGGCGGAAGAUUCCGGGGUCUACACCUGCUAUGCGGUGAGCGAUUCCCUGAACGAGACCCUGUACGUGUCGGUGAGGGUACACAACUUCACCAUGCCCGGAGACAGCGACUCCUUCAACACGGCCUACACCACACUAGUGGGCUGCGUCUCCAGUGCCAUCCUGGUCCUCAUCUAUCUGUACCUGACCCCCUGCCGCUGCUUCUGCUGCCCCGGCGAGGAGAAACUCAAGCAUGAGGACAGCAUCCAUUCUUCCAUGCUCAGCGCCAGCGCUACCCCAACCCACGACUUGCUGGAGGGUCAAGCUGGGCUCAACAGACAUGUGGCUUUUAUCGAGCCUUCCAAAGACUCGCAAGGCCAGAACGGGAAGCUGAACCGCGGCUCUGAAGAGGAGCAGGAGGGUAAGAGAGGAAAGGGACACAGGAGGAAGUCAGACGGGGAGUCCAUCAGCUCUGUGUUUUCAGAUACCCCCAUUGUGGUGUAAUGCACAAAGGAAAUCCCAUAUUUAAAUAGAAGUAUACACAUUGUGUAUGGACUCUCAGUGCACAGCAGAGCUUUCUACUGUGAGUAACACCUGAACGGAAGAGGCUUCGGGUUAGAGUUAAGUAAUUACUAUAGACAGGUCCAGCAACUUCAUUUGUAGCACUAAACGUAUACUGUGAAUUGAGUUUGUAUAGUCGUACAGUCCAUUCAAAAGAAGGGUAGGGGAGUUUGGAGAUGCAGGUGCAAUUUUGUCAAAAAACAAAAUAAGCAAGCUGUUAUGGAGUCCAGCAGGAGUCUUGCGACACGCAUUUGCUAUUUAGUGUUAAUAACUCACCUCCGCCCCCUAUAGGAAGUAAUGUGUCUCUGCUGACAGGAAUGAGCAGGGGGCUCACAGAGUCACAGUGCAGGCAGGGGUCACGAGUGCAGCCCACAAUAACAGCAAGCCGGGCUGUGAUGGAGUAACAGGAGACAGCUCAAGCACAUGGCAGGGACAGCACUGUGCAACACACUGGCAGGCGUUCUCUAGGAAAACUUUCCCUUGAACAGGGAUUCAGCCAAAAAAAGAAGGGAGCUCCCCUCUGUUCCAUUUCCAGGUGUGGUUUCAGGUGGUUUUUUUAAUGAAGGGCUUAUCUUAAGUUUUCAGAUUUCUUUUUUUGCAGUCGUGUUGUUGGGUCCAUUUCUGGGAGUUUGAUUGGAAAGUAGCAUAGGGCAAAAAAAUAGCUGAGGGUUAGAGAGCAGGAGUGUGUGCUUUUGAUUAAAUCGGUAAGUCUUUUUAAAACUUAAAUACUGAAAUUCUCAUACACACACACACACACAGAGCAUAUAUAUAUUCAUAACCCAGUUAUAUUCAGUAUUCAGCUGCCAUGCUGAGCUAUGUUCUGUUAUUCCACUGCAGUUUCUAUAUUAAAAUCAAAGUUGCUAAACAUUACACACGCUGGUGAAAUCCAAGCUUUUUCUGAAACAGACCCAGAUGUGGAAGUGUAUUUAGAUGAUUUGGCUUGUCAUCCAUGCUCACACUGACUACCAGCCAUACAGUAGAGUUGAUAGUGCAAUGCUGAGCUCACUUGAAGCGGCUGGGAAGCCUAGCUGUACUCCUGAUCGCAGCCUGCACGGGGUUAACAGUCCUUCUCGUGUUAUUGAUGUGGAUCCUGUGUGCGUCUCAUUUUAAAAUGCCAUGUAUUUAUUUAUUUUUAAUUCUGUGUCGUUUUGCAUUAUCCUGUAUGGUUUUUAGAAAAGGUCAAGUACGAUUUGACCCAAAAAAACAAACAAACAUUAAACCUGCAGUGUUUGCUCGAAAUUAUUUUUUAUUUUGUCAAUGUUUAUAUUCGACGAAAGUGAUCGAAUGAAAAAAAAAAAAGCUUUGCAGUGACAGAAGUAGCAAAAUAUAACCAUUACUUGGCAGCCGCAGGGCUUGUGA
Acipenser ruthenus (sterlet) is the source of this 4116-nucleotide messenger RNA. RefSeq names its product amphoterin-induced protein 1-like. Gene Ontology annotation, biological process: brain development. The transcript has 2 exons. Gene Ontology annotation, molecular function: protein binding. Bases 1138 to 2700 code for a protein of 520 amino acids. The record is from RefSeq and is a predicted model, not a curated record. Lineage: Eukaryota; Metazoa; Chordata; Actinopteri; Acipenseriformes; Acipenseridae.